Molecule: messenger RNA, 3174 nt
Organism: Cajanus cajan (pigeon pea)
Lineage: Eukaryota; Viridiplantae; Streptophyta; Magnoliopsida; Fabales; Fabaceae
Source: RefSeq, a predicted model, not a curated record
UAGUCAUAAAAUUAGCAAUAGCAAGCAUGAGGAUAAGUUACCAUCGUUUCUUCUUCCUUUUUCUCCUUGCUGCCUUUUGCUUUGCUUCCUUAGCCUCUGGUGCCACUCUGGCCAUAGAUGAAGUGGAAGCUCUGAAAGAUAUAGGGAAGAUACUUGGAAAGAAGAACUGGGAUUUCAGCGUAGAUCCAUGCAGUAAAGAACGUAAUUGGACAUCACCAAAUCAAACCAAAGAUAACGCAAAUGAAGUCAGAUGUAAUUGUUCCAUCGGCAAUGAUACAGUCUGUCAUGUUACCAACAUACUUUUGAAGCAACAAAAUCUCCCAGGCACUCUCCCGCGGGAUCUGUUCAGGUUCCCUUACCUUCAAGAAAUUGACCUUACUCGCAACUACCUGAACGGUACAAUUCCUAAAGAAUGGGGCUCCACAAAACUUGUCAACAUUUCCCUCCUUGGAAAUCGAUUAACGGGUUCAAUACCAGUGGAGAUAGCAAACAUAUCCACUCUUCAAAGUUUGGUCUUGGAGGGUAAUCAACUGUCUGGAAAACUUCCUCCUGAGCUUGGAAAUCUAACCCAAAUUCAAAGACUGCACCUUAUCUCCAACAAUUUUACUGGAGAGCUACCAGUAACAUUGGCCAAGCUUACUACAUUGCGAGAGUUUCGAAUUGGGGACAAUCAGUUCUCUGGGAAGAUACCUGAUUUUAUUGAAAGCUGGACUAGUCUCCAUAAACUAGUGAUUCAAGGGAGUGGAUUAAGUGGGCCAAUUCCUUCUGGAAUUUCAUUGCUAGAAGACUUAACUGACUUGAGAAUUAGUGAUCUGGAUGGAUCUGAACAUUCACCUUUUCCACAACUUAAUAAAAUGAAGUUGAAAUAUCUGAUUCUGAGGAAUUGCAACAUCAAUGGAACACUGCCUUAUUAUCUUGGGACAAUGACAUUACCAGAUUUGCAAAACUUAGACCUCAGCUUUAACCAACUGACUGGACCAAUUCCGAGUACCUAUAGUGCCUUAAGCCAUGUCAAUUACAUAUAUUUAACUGGAAAUCUUCUCACGGGACCAGUGCCUUCAUGGGCAGAAAAAGCUAAAAGCUUAGAUAUUUCGUAUAACAACUUCAGCAUCACAAGCCAAUGGAAUGAGACAUGUCAGAAUUUAAAUGUGAACUUGUUUGCUAGCUCUAUGACGCGCAAUGACUCGCGACCGGUUGCAUGUUUGGGAAGCUAUAUCUGUCCAAAAAAGUUAUCAUACUAUCUUCAUAUAAAUUGUGGUGGCAAGUUGGUUACUGUCAAUAGAAGCAGAUAUGACGAUGAUUUAGAGAAUGGAGGUCCAUCUAGAUUUCAAUGGAGUGGAACAAAAAACUGGGAAAUUAGCACGACCGGAAAUUUUCUAGACAAUGGUGGUGUAGAGUACUAUAAGUCGUCAAAUAAAUCUUUGCUUUCUAUGGACAAUGCUGACUUGUACAUGGAUGCACGAGUUUCUCCCAUUUCUCUGACUUAUUUUGGAUUUUGCCUGGGAAAUGGAAACUACACAGUAAAACUACAUUUUGCUGAAAUCAUGUUCAUUGAUGAUCAAACAUUUAAUAGCCUAGGAAGGCGAGUAUUUGACAUCCACAUUCAGGGAAAGCUGGUGCAGAAGGACUUCAAUAUUGUAGAAGAAGCAGGAGGAAUCGGUAAGGCAAUCACAAAACCAUUCACUGCUGUGACUAGUAAUAGCUUGGAGAUCCGCUUGAAUUGGGCAGGGAAAGGGACAACUAGUCUUCCAUAUAGAUCAGUAUAUGGUCCUCUUAUAUCAGCUAUAUCUGUGGAACCUGACUUCAAACCUCCCUCGGAAAAAGAAAGAAUAUCUGCAGGAGUUGUGGUUGGAAUUGUAGCACUAGGAGCAGUUGUUAUCAUCCUUGUAUUUGGUCUACUUUGGUGGAAAGGUUGUGUAGGAAAGAAAAGUUCCUUAGAAAAAGAGUUAAAGAGCUUAGACCUACGAACAGGUUUAUUUUCUUUAAGACAAAUCAAAGUAGCAACUAACAACUUUGAUGUUGCCAAUAAAAUUGGAGAAGGAGGAUUUGGUCCUGUGUACAAGGGAUGUUUAUCAGAUGGGACAUUAAUAGCAGUCAAGCAACUUUCUUCUAAAUCAAAACAAGGGAAUCGUGAGUUUUUAAAUGAGAUAGGCAUGAUUUCUGCUUUGCAACAUGUUCAUCUAGUUAAACUCUAUGGAUGUUGUGUGGAGGGAGACCAACUAUUGUUAGUAUAUGAAUACAUGGAAAAUAAUAGCCUUGCUCGUGCUUUAUUUGGCCCCGAAGAACACCAAAUAAAAUUGGACUGGCCAACAAGAUACAAGAUUUGUGUUGGUAUUGCUAGAGGUUUGACAUAUCUCCAUGAAGAAUCAAGACUAAAGGUUGUUCAUAGGGAUAUCAAGGCUACUAAUGUAUUGCUUGAUAAAGAUCUCAAUUCAAAGAUAUCUGACUUUGGUUUGGCUAAGCUUGAUGAAGAGGAUAACACUCAUAUUAGCACUCGAAUAGCUGGGACAUAUGGAUAUAUGGCUCCAGAAUAUGCCAUGCAUGGGUAUUUGACUGACAAAGCAGAUGUUUAUAGCUUUGGAAUUGUUGCCUUAGAAAUCAUAAAUGGAAGGAGUAAUACCAUUCAUCGACAAAAAGAAGAAUCAUUCUCUAUUCUUGAAUGGGCACAUCUGUUGAAAGAGAAAGGUAAUCUAAUAGAUCUAGUUGAUAGAAGAUUAGGUUCAAACUUCAACAAGGAGGAGGCAUUGGUGAUGAUCAAGGUGGCUCUCUUAUGCACUAAUGUGACUGCGGCACUUAGGCCAACAAUGUCAUCAGUGGUAAGCAUGCUAGAAGGAAUAACUGUUGUUGAGGAAGUGGCAUCAGAGACAAGUGAGGUAUUGGAUGAGAAGAAGUUGGAGGCAAUGAGAUUGUAUUACCAGGAACUUGUUAUGUCAAAUGAAGAGCCAUGGACUGCUUCAUCUACUUCUGUAUCAGAUCUUUAUCCUGUACGCAUGGAUUCUUCUUAUUGGGAGAAGAGAAAUUAGAUACUUUGGACAAAAAUUUCAUUAACUUGUACCAAUUAUUAAAUUUUAGAAACCUUGAAAUGCACGGGGGACUUAUUAAAUUUAAAAAUAAAAAUUAAUUACAAGUAUUACAAUAAUCUCAUUGUACCUCAUGAAUUGCUUAAUGUAUUAG